AUGGAUGUGGGAAUCCACAGCACUGACUGCGCUCCUAAGGCUCAUGAAAGUGUGGAGGAAACUAGUUGUGCGGGAUCUCGGAAAGGGCCUGAAAAUAUUCUCUCUCUUAGAAGCCAGCCUAGGUUGGAGCUGCUGGCAGUUGGCCUGAGCCGCAGUGAGGCCCAGACGCUGGGGGAGGCAGAAGAAGGCCCACAUGUUGGGGGAGCAGACGUUGUUUUGGAAGUUCCAAGGUGGCAGAUAACAAAGGAUCUGCCUUUGUUAUCUGUGGCAUCGGCGUCGCUCCCGCCCUGGAGCUCUAGGCCCGCGUUUCCCCGCGAGCCGUGGGUCAAGCACCGGCGGCUAAGGGUGUGCGAGGAGCCUCCACCCGUUCUGCGUUGGGCCUGGCGUCGGGGUCGUUGUGUCCUGACAACCACUCGCGUACCCAUUUCCGAGGCAGCAGGUGCAGCCGCUUUAGCCCUGAGCCGGCUCGGCGUCUGUCUGCUGGUCUCUGCUAAAGCCGACCCUUCUCUUCGCGGACCCCACGCCAAGCAGCGACCCGGAGCCGACAGCUGGAGCGCCCGGCAAUGGCGGCCUCGACGGCCUCGCAACGGCCGGUCAAGGGGAUGGAUCCUGAAGGACAAGACCUCUACGACCCCCUCUAUGGUGGCGUCGGCCGAACCGCCCCGCGGGAGUGUCCACGAGGAGCUAAGCAAAAAAUCCCAGAAGUGGGAUGAAAUGAACAUCCUAGCGACAUAUCAUCCAGCAGACAAAGACGAUGGUUUAAUGAAAAUAGAUGAACCAAGCCCUCCUUACCAUAGUAUGAUGGGUGAUGAUGAAGGUGCAUGUAGUGAUACAGAAACCACGAAGCCAUGGCACCAGAUAUCUUGGCUAAAAAAUUGGCUGCUGCUGAAGACUUGGAGCCAAAGUAUCAGGUUCAGGAACAACAAGGCAGUGGAGAGGAGGAUAGUGACCUCUCAUCUGAAGAACGAGAGGAAAAGCGACAAUUUGAAUGAAAAGGAAGCGCCACUACAAUGAAGGACUCAAUAUCAAACUAGCUGGACAAUUUCAAAAGACCUAUAUGAUGAUGAUGGAGAUGAAGAAAUGUUAGAGUCUGCAGGUGGAGAAAGCAUGAAUACGGAAGAAUCAAAUCAAGGAUCUACUGUAAGUGACCAACAGCAAAACAAAUCACGAAGUUCACAGAAGAGAUUUGUUCAACACUGCAAUUGUUUGUUAGAUAUGAACCCAGUUGCUAUAAUACAUUGCUUCUUGUUCUCCACAAAUCAUGACUUAAGUAUCAAAAUGCAUACCAGUUAUUAUAUAUUGCCAGUAAUUAAAUGAUAACCUUAGAGACUGAUUAGACUGAAAUGAA
Molecule: messenger RNA, 1348 nt
Organism: Rhinopithecus roxellana (golden snub-nosed monkey)
Lineage: Eukaryota; Metazoa; Chordata; Mammalia; Primates; Cercopithecidae
Exons: 3
Coding region: 1-1014 (337 amino acids)
Biological process (GO): regulation of signal transduction
Molecular function (GO): protein phosphatase inhibitor activity
Source: RefSeq, a predicted model, not a curated record